AUGGCGCCCCAGAUCCAGCAACCGCCAAUGAGCGCCAUCAAAAACACGUACGAAACCCGUGCGCGUGUCGUCAGCGAAAGACGCUUCCAAUCCAGAAAGCUCCCCAACAUCGCGGUGCCAGCGAUCUGCGCCAGCGCUGAGACGAGCGACGCCAAGGCACGGGAGCGGAUGGAGAAGUAG
Molecule: messenger RNA, 180 nt
Organism: Colletotrichum spaethianum
Lineage: Eukaryota; Fungi; Ascomycota; Sordariomycetes; Glomerellales; Glomerellaceae
Exons: 1
Coding region: 1-180 (59 amino acids)
Source: RefSeq, a predicted model, not a curated record